Molecule: messenger RNA, 2112 nt
Organism: Penicillium odoratum
Lineage: Eukaryota; Fungi; Ascomycota; Eurotiomycetes; Eurotiales; Aspergillaceae
Product: peroxisomal copper amine oxidase
Exons: 2
Coding region: 1-2112 (703 amino acids)
Biological process (GO): amine metabolic process
Molecular function (GO): primary methylamine oxidase activity; quinone binding; copper ion binding
Source: RefSeq, a predicted model, not a curated record
AUGGCGUCUGCCCCUGAUACUACUUCCAUCCCGGGUUAUACCAUCUUCCGGGAGGGUGACUAUGAUAGUGUUGCUGCAGCUGCUAUGCUGCCAAAGGGAACAACUCCCCACCCUUUAGACCAGCUCUCCAUUAAGGAAAUCCCCCAGACUGCCAAGAUUAUCCGAGAAUAUGCGAGCCCCAAGACUAUCAAGUUCAACUGUCUCACUUUGCGCGAGCCUGCCAAGGCCGAGUACCAGGCCUUCCGCGCCGGAAAGAUCCCUGCUCCUGAUCGCCGUGCUUUUUCAAUUGUCAUCGAACGCGAGACAAGUGAGGUCGCUGAGGUCGUGGUUAACCUGACCACCGGCAAGGUCGAGUCAUGGAAGAAGACCAAGGAUGUCAUGCCCACUCUCACACUUGAGGACCUGGAUAUCAUGGAGCGCAUCUCCCGCAAGGAUUCCCGUGUGAUCCGUGCCUGCAAGGACCUUGGCAUCACCGAUAUGUCCAAGGUGUUCAUCGAUGCCUGGGCCAUUGGUAUUGAUGAGCGCUGGGGCUUCGAGCACCGUCUGCAGCAGGGUCUGGCCUACUACCGGUCCUCCGAGUUUGACAACCAAUACGCUCACCCAUUGGACUUCACAAUCGUGGCCGAUACUGAGAAGGAGGAGGUCCUUAGUGUGGAUAUUCGCCUGGUGAAUGGUGAGCGCACCGCUGUGCCUCUCCAGGAGCACAACUACCUCCCCCAGUACAUUGGCGACAAGUACAACCACGACCGCCUCAAGCCCAUCGACAUCACCCAGCCUCAGGGUGUCUCCUUCAAGGUCCGCGGCAAUGAGCUCUCCUGGGCCAACUUCAAAAUGCACAUCGGAUUCAACUACCGCGAGGGUAUCGUCAUCUCCGAUGUCCGCACCCACGACAUGUACGAGGACCGCGAGCGCACUCUCUUCAACCGUAUCAGUGUCGUCGAGAUGGUUGUCCCAUACGGCGCCCCCGAGAAGCCCCACCACAAGAAGCACGCCUUCGACGUCGGCGAGUACGGUACCGGUCUCAUGACUAACUCCCUCAAGCUGGGUUGUGACUGCAAGGGUGCCAUCCACUACAUGGAUGGAGUCAUGUCCACUGCCAACGGUGAAGCCGCCGUCAUCAAGAACGCCAUCUGCAUCCACGAGGAGGACAAUGGCCUCCUGUACAAGCACACCGACUACCGCGACGGCACCGUCAUCUCAGCUCGCGACCGCAAGCUCAUCGUCUCGCAGAUCAUCACCGCCGCCAACUACGAGUACGGUUUCUACCACACCUUCACCCUAGACGGCACCUACAAGCUCGAGAUGAAGCUUACCGGCAUGCUAAACACCUACUGCUUGCACCCAACUGAAGAAGCCGCUCCCUUCGGCACCCAGGUCGCUCCCCAGAUCACCGCCCACAACCAUCAACACAUCUUCUCCCUUCGUAUCGACCCUGAAAUCGAUGGCCCCAACAACUCCGUCGUCCAGAACGACGCCGUGUCCGCUGAGGCCGCCGUCGGCUCCCCCGAGAACCCCUACGGAAACGCCUUUUACAGCAAGAAGACCCUCCUCCGCACAUCCCUCGAAGGCGCCGCAGACUACUGCUACGAAACAAACCGCACAUGGGACAUCAUCAACCCCAACCGCAUCAACAAAGUCGCCAAAAAGCCCGUCGGUUACAAGAUCGUGAACAACAACUGCCCUCCCCUCCUCGCCAAGCCUGGCAGCACAGUCUACAACCGCGCUGCCUUUGCUCGCAAACCACUCUGGGUUACCCCGUACAAGGACUACGAGCUCUUCCCCGCUGGUGACUACGUCUGCCAGUCCACCGGCGAAGAGAACCACCCCCACAACUCCACGAUUCUGGACUGGGCCAAGCGGAACGAAAAUAUCGAGAAUACCGAUAUCGUUUGCUAUCUCCAGUUUGGAUUGACUCACUUCCCCCGUACGGAGGAUUUCCCGGUUAUGCCUGCUGAGCCGGUGAGCAUUAUGCUUCGGGCGUCAAAUUUCCAUGAGAAGAACCCUGGUCUUUGGGUUCCUCCUUCGGCUAUUUGUGUUGAUACGCAGUCUAAGGAGGCAUUUCCGUCUUCCUGCUGUGCGGCUAAUGCGCCUACUGGACCGUCGCGAUUGUAA